AUGGACGCAAACAACAGCACGCUAGAUUCAGCUAACAACACUGCAGUUUCCAAUGCAACUUUAGCUACAUUAGCCACAACUCCGUCCAUGCCAACCACAACGGAAAAAGAUGAUUGGUCGCCUGCUGUGAACUAUUUGUUCACAGGAGAUUUCACUUUGCUAGAAACGUCGCGGUGCAACCGAGCUUACAGCCCCUCUGGACAAGACGGACCUUUACCGUAUAGCUUUGACGUACCGCUACGACCGGCAAUGGACGCGUUAGCUAACACCGCUAACUUCCUCAACAUGAUCUUCCAAGCUAGCGACUUGCGAGAAAGCACCGUGGAAGAAGACAUGGAGUGGUAUCACGCCUUAAUUCGUGCGCUUUUGGACGCGGACGCACUGAUACAAAAAGCCUAUCUGACUUUUGACGCAGAUCCGGCAGCGCUAACGCCACAGCUAGUCCUACGCGCGAGUCGCAAUCCCAUGGCAAAAAUUCCCACCAUCAUCCUGCAAGAUUUGUCCAAGUUUUGGGAUACGUUGCACCCUCCUGCUCCAGCACCGGACGAUUCGUGGUUUAAGAGUUUGAAAUUUCCGCAGAAUAACGGUUUGAAUGCUGCGUUGUCGAAGAGAGUGUUGUUGAACGAUUUGAGCACGCUGGACACUCCAAAAUGGCGGCAAAGUGACAGUUAUGUGACCAAUCGCACCGGGGUGAGGUGGGCUAGCGCUCCCUUCUUGGACUGCGAGGAUGGGAGGUUUGUGCCCGGGUGGAUGCUAACGUUGUCGACGGCUUACUACGGCCUCAAACCGGACCUGACUCCAGAGUUUAGAGGUGUGAUCCGAGUGGACGCCAACAUUCAGGACGUGGACGUGGACCAGUGCGCCGCAGGGAACAGCUGGUUCGCCGACACACACCAGUGUAACCGCACCAGUAUGGAGUGCGUCCCUCUUCCCGGCCGUGGUUUUCGUCUGGGCCAGUACUGCUGCAGGUGCAAGGAAGGAUUUUAUAACCCAGAGCCCGCCCCAGAUCCAGAUGCCCUGUCGGUGAACAGCAGUGAGGAGUGCUACCCCUCUAUGCCCCUGUGCCUGCCCUGCUACCCCGGCUGUGGGCGCUGUGUGGACGGCUCUCCCUGUCAAGUGCAGGAGGACUGGCUGCUCCGGACCGCGGUCUUAGCCGUCCAGGGGGUCUUCAUGGUCCUCAUCUUUGUCAGUAUGAUGGCCGCCUACCGACACCGGAGGAACAAGCGGAUCAGAGCGUCGGGUUUGCUGCUGUUGGAGAUCAUUCUCUUUGGAUCGCUGCUCCUCUACUUCCCAGUUUUCAUCAUGUACUUCAGGCCCAGUACGUUCCGGUGCAUUCUCCUGCGAUGGGUUCGAAUGUUGGGCUUCUCCAUCGUCUAUGGUACCGUCACGCUCAAAAUGUACCGUGUUUUGAAGGCGUUCCUGUCCCGCACGGCCCAGAGAGUCCCGUACAUGUCCAGCCUGCACCUGAUGCGGAUCCUGGCCGUGAUGCUGAUGACGGUGAGCUGGUUCCUCUGCGCCUGGACCGUGGGCGUCCUCCAGAACAGAGACAAGAACAUCCCCGUCUACCUGUCCACCACCACCACCGACGGAAAGGGCUUCAACCUCUGCUACCACGACCGCUGGGACUACAUGAUGGCCGUGGCCGAGGUCUUGUUCCUGUGCUGGGGCAGCUCUCUCUGGACGGCUGUGAGGCCCGUACCCUCUGCCUUCCACGAGCCUCGCUACAUGGGCAUCGCCAUCCACAACGAACUGCUGCUGUCCACCAUGUUCCACCUCUUCAGGUUCACGUUCCCGUCUCUGCACCCCGACUGGAUGCUGCUCAUGUGUUUCGCUCAUACUCACUUCACCAUCUCGGUGACUCUCGCGCUGCUCUUUCUACCAAAGUUUCUGUUCGCCUCCAAAUCUGGGCGUGAGGAGAUCGCAGCCGAGGUGUACGAGGACGAGGUGGAUCUGAGACGCUCGUAUCUCAACAACAGUUUCACCUCGGCCUGGAGCGAGCACAGCGUGGACCCAGAGGACUUCAGGGAGGAACUGAAGAAGCUAUACGCACAGUUAGAAGUCAACAAGACCAAGAAAAUGGCUGCCAAUAACCCUCACCUCCAAAAGAAACGUAGUUCUCGAUGCGCCAUUGGGCGAUCCAUCAUAAAACGCAUCUCUUUGAGUCGUCAGUGCAGCCGGGAAGACAAGGAUGGAUCGUUUCGAAGUCGCAGUAUUUGCCAGAUUCACGGUAGAAGUAGCAUAGGAGAGGCAUCACCAGAGCAUGAAGGAAGAGACGAGGCUAAGAACCUCGCAUUGGGACGCAGGGAUGCACUUUGCCCCUGGGACAUGAACAGGAGUGGGUCCGGGUCGUUCACAGACAACGCAUCCGACGUCUUCACUUGGGAGCCAGAGAAUAUUCCCGAAGCGGAAGAGGAUGACGACGAUGCAGAGUCGGCAGCAGAGGCCCUGGUGUUCCCGCCCGAUUUGUGA
Molecule: messenger RNA, 2469 nt
Organism: Knipowitschia caucasica
Lineage: Eukaryota; Metazoa; Chordata; Actinopteri; Gobiiformes; Gobiidae
Source: the annotation of a GenBank genome assembly